This is a messenger RNA of Protopolystoma xenopodis, 474 nucleotides long. Lineage: Eukaryota; Metazoa; Platyhelminthes; Monogenea; Polystomatidea; Polystomatidae. The record is from the annotation of a GenBank genome assembly.
AUGGCAAAAUUCACUGAUGAUGCCGACUACGAUGCCGGCGAAAGUCUCGCAAAUUGUUAUUGGCACCUUCUGGAACUUCUGGUGGUCUAUCGAUACGAUUCUGCUGUCUCGAGGAGCUCUUUUACUUCAAAUGGCAAUGGCUGUCUUUCUCUUUCAGUCGCAAAUCUUCUUCUCUCCAGUCGUCCGCAUCAGCUUGUCCUCCCAACUUGGCUGACUGAACGCCUCCUUGAUUCUUCUUCAACUACAAUCACUUCUACCGACCCAUUAUCUAAUCUUGGAUACAAUUUACUCCCUGCCUCUGCAUUUCGGAGUCGAGCUGUGUCUCUAUUAAGCCUCUACAUUAAUCAUGAUAGAGUUAUGCAGGCCUAUCGAUUGGCCAUGGAAAUGAUUAAUAGUGCAAUUGGUAGUUAUGAUUCGAAUACAUUCGCUAUUGGUAUUCGUUCUGCUUCAGGAAAUCAGGUAAGAGUCCUUUAG